GAGAAGUUUGAUUGUUCCUCUUCCUCCGGUUGCAGAGACUCCAUUUUGCAAUAGUCAGCUCCAAUUCUAAUUUGUAACUACUUCGAUUGUUUGUAGCUGGUUUCCUUCAUCGCAAUUUGGGUCAAUUUCAACUUCGAGAUUUCCAGAUGACUUCAAUGAACAGUGAGAAGGAUCAAACUACUCAACCAACCCAAAUUGUUGAGGAAAGUCAAAAAACUGCUCUCGAAAAAGAUGAGAAUGAAGAAUAUGAUGAUAGGAAAAGGUCAUUUGUGUGGGAUCACUUUAAGUACGCAAAAAACAUCACAAGUGCUAGAUGCCCAUAUUGCAAACGGAUGAUCAAGUGUGAUUCCAAGAAAAAUGGCACCAGUGGGUUAGGUAAACACUUGAAGAUGUAUUGCCGGAAGUCUCCAUGUUACAAGCAACCGGAUAUGAAACAAAAGACCUUAAGUUUCACUCCGCCUCAACCAUCCUCUAGAAAAAGUGAUGUAAAAGGUAAUAUGUACAACCAAGAGGGUUGUAGAAUGGCAUUAGCUAGGAUGUGCAUUAAAGAUAAUAGACCUUUUAGCAUUGUGGAGGAUGAAGGCUUUAAGAAAAUGAAGUAUGUGGAGUUGUGCUUGAAAAAAAAUUAUGAAAAUAAUGGAGAGAAACAAGCAAUGUUCCUUCAAAGAGUGGGAAGCACUCUAGACUCUUUAUACAAAGAGUAUCUUCGACUUGCAUCAAGUGGAGAUGUAAUGGGUGGUUCAACUUCUUCGAGUGUUGCUCCAAUUUCCUUAGAUAUUGAUGAUGAUGAUUUCCUUGAAAAGGAAUUUGAAAGGGAUUUGUUAGUAGCACAAGGUAAGGAAAACAAGUCUGAAAUUGAUAUUUACUUGUCUGAUGAUAUUCUACAAGUUGUUGAUCCACCUGAUAUUACAUUGGAUGAGUACAAAAAGAAUCUUGAAGAGAUUGAAAAGGAUGAAUUUGCAAGCACACCAAAGCAUCUGGAAGAAUACAUUUUGGAUGAUUGAAAUGGGUUGGAAGUUGCUAGUUUGCUGGGUUUUGUGUCAACUGUCAACACACUUAUAUUAAUUUGCUGGAAGUUGCUCCAAGUUGCUGGAAGUUGCUUGUUGCUCCAAGCAACUGGCAGUAUUUUUUAAAUGAUUUUGUGCCUUUUUAGGGACCCUGGAGUGCCUGGACUCUUGAUUUGCUUAUCAACCUUUUGUGCAAUUUUUUUUGCUAAACACUAACUUACUGCUAGUUAAUUGAGCAAGGAGAAUUGGGUGCAGUGCAGAAGGUUUUUCUUCAAUUGAAAGUUGCUUGUUGCUCAAACUUUCAAUUGAUAGAAAAGCAACUGUUUUUCCUUAGCUUUAUUAUUUGGAAGUUGCUUGUUGCUCCAAGUUUAAGCUGAUUACAAUCAUUACAUUUGGCAACUUUGAGAGUUUAAGUCAUCUUUUUAAGUGGACAUACUGGCAGUUUUUU
Molecule: messenger RNA, 1455 nt
Organism: Cuscuta campestris
Lineage: Eukaryota; Viridiplantae; Streptophyta; Magnoliopsida; Solanales; Convolvulaceae
Source: the annotation of a GenBank genome assembly